This is a messenger RNA of Biomphalaria glabrata, 3211 nucleotides long. RefSeq lists its product as uncharacterized. The coding region runs from base 475 to 1449 and encodes 324 amino acids. NCBI's taxonomy places the organism in Eukaryota, Metazoa, Mollusca, Gastropoda, Planorbidae. The transcript is spliced from 4 exons. The record is from RefSeq and is a predicted model, not a curated record.
GACUAGAGUCUAGUCUAGAUCUACAUUGACUUGACUAUACAUAGAUCUACUACUUGAGUUAACUGAGACCAUAGCAGCCAACUCAUACUCAUGAUGAUGAUACUCAUCAUAAACUCAUAACCCUAACUGGCCUAACCUUGCUCAUACUCACACUGUUAAAGUAAAUGAUUAGGCGUCACUAGUUCUUUAGUCUAUAUUACCUUCAUGAUAGCGUUAUCAGUGGAAUCAACUCAAGCAUUACAGAGACACGCUUAGAGCUCCCUCAAGGAGUGUUCGAUUGACAUUCAUGGCUGGGAAAUGCUACCUCUCGCUUGCUCCUUGUGGCAUGAAACUGUGAGUGUGGAGUUUCGAGAUAUGAGGCAAGGAGAUAAGCCAUCAUCAAAGAAUGCAAAUCUAAACACAAAAAACUGAGAAUAGAAGCAGGCAUAUCUGCAGCAGACCAAACCUACCCAUACCAUCAUGAUCUGGUGAAGAAUGUUAUCUGAGAGUGAGAAAAAGCUUUGUGGAGACAUUUUGAAACUUCUUCCUGAUGAGGAUUUAUUUUCUUUAUCUUCAACCGUGACUUGCAGAGUAGUAGAUGUGAAUUCAAGAAAAGAAGCUGAGAAGGCAGUUGUUGCUUUUACACAGUCAAUAGAUGAAUUCUUCAAAAGAAGAAAGAUUAGUAAAGAUAUUAUUUUGAAAUAUAUGUACCAAAAUGGCUUGCCAGUACCCAAAGAUGCUGAAAAGGAUCGGCUUGCUAGUCACAUUAUUCAGACCACAAUCCGAGCUGCAGCUUAUGAACAGGCAACUCCACCACCAACUAACAGCAACUCAUCUAACUGUCAGAUUAGCCUGCCUCAACCAUCAAUGAUUCAUAGCCCAACUAACAUCACUGUAAAUCUGAAUGUGAACUACUUUAACAAUACGGAGAUCAAAGCUACAAAUCCUGAUCAAGCAAAUGCUGAGGGUUUUGUACAGUGGUUUUAUGACAUGCUGAAUAGUUAUAAUCCAGUUCUCAAUAAAGAUCACACACAUUUUGGGCCGCAACACUUUUGGGAAAAUGCCCAACUUUUUCUGAGUGUGAACACAAAAAAUUCUAAAGUGGAAGAUAUUGCUAAUGGCAACAUACUUGUCUGUGAACGCUUACUCAAAUUUCCAAUGCAAGAUUUGAUACUGUUUUUGCCCAACGUCAGUGCAGAUGGGGUUAAAACCAAAUCUGAUUCUCAUGGGUUAAAACUGAUUCUAGUGUGUGGAACUCUGCAUGUAAACAAUCAAUGUGUGGGUGUAUUUCAACAAAGUUUUGGUUUGAUCAGAAAUCCUCUUUCGCCAGACAUAUGGAAGAUCAAGAUCACUUGCCUUAAAAUGGAUGAACUUACACCUUUGGCAUCGCCAAGGCUUCAAGACUGUUUAGAGAUAUCGGCAAUUGAACAACAUACUGUCAAGGCCUUAGAGCAGGCCAUGUUGAGUUGAGUAUAACAUCUUAUAAGUAGAUCUACCAUCAAUGUAUUUGCUGCAGAUUGUUUGUUUACCUUGAGAUACCUGAUACCUAGUAGUGCUAUCUAGUUCAUUCUUACCUCAGCAUGGCAAUUCAGUACAAUUAUAGAUAAGUGUGAGUACUAUGACUGUUCCAAGCCUGUCUCUGAAUCUGUAUAUGCUUAUACCAUUGACUCACUAGCCUAGUACUUUGAUGCAGAUGCAUUUAUAUCACUCACAUCUCUAGCAACGGUUCAAAUUAUAUAAACUCUUGGGAAUGUGUACAGGGACUAUGAAAACUAAAUACUUUAUUUUACAAUGUUAAGAUGACUGGAUUUGGAAAUUAUUUUAUUGAAUCAAUAGUCAUGACCAAUGUGAUUCUGUACAUAUUUUCUUUAAUAUAUUUUAUUAUCUGGCUUCUUGAAAGUUGUGCUACCAAACUGUAAAGAAACUUAGUGAAGAUUAUAUUUACAUUGUUAUUUAAUCUUUUUACUUUUCCUUCUCUUGACUGACAUGCUAUGAUAUAGGGUUCAAUUUUUCAUGUAAUUUUGUGGGAUCAUCAUUUUAUUAUUUUGAUCUCAUUUUGAAGCAUAGGCCUAAAAUUUUCAAGUGAUGCCAUUAUAUACUAUAUUAUAUAUAUACACUCACUUUGGGAUUGCUUAGUGUGUUAGGAACCCAUGAGGAUGCUUUAUGGAUAGGGUUGCAUAUGCUUGCAUAUGCUGUAAUUCAAAUUUGAUUUACUUGAAAGAAAAUAGUAAGCAUGCAGCAUGUUUUGCCUUCAAGCAAAUUUAAUUUACAAAUUUAUCAAUAGCUCAUGUCAUCAGGACAUUGAAAUAUAGGGAGUACACAAAGAAAUGUGCACUUAUAGGACAUUAAAUUGUCUAAAAUGUGAUAUUUAUCAAAACAUGAUCUAACUCUGUGUACUGUUAGAAUUGCUUUUGCAAAUUUCUUAGUUAUAGUGUAAAGACAUUGGUGUAACCAUGUGGGAUGGCUUUAUAUUGAAUUUUCUCCAACUACCUGUAACAGAUGUUUUUAGCAAAACUCUUUAGAAAGUUUCUAUUGGUGUCCUAGGAUUAUUCAUGUAGCGCCACUGCUCUGGAAUAUAUUUUAUUUUGUUUAAUGUAUUACUAAAUCAUAUUGCUUGACUUAGUUAUGGUAUUUUGCAUGCAAAAAGAUCAAACAGGGGUAGGCAAGAUAAUGGUGCAAAACUGUUUUUUAUUUCAAUGUCUAUCUUUAAUGUCUUUUUUAUUAUUUUUUUUCGGAAAUGAUUUAUAAGAGUUGAAAAAGUAGCUGACCUAUGCUGAGUGAAAAAAUCCCCAUUAUCAUAUGUUGUACUUUUGAAUUGAAAUGUUCCUUCACCAAAAGAUUUGAUGAAUAAAAUAAGAGAGGGAUGAUUGAUAGUAUCCAGUUGGAUCAUAAACAUUAAAAUAAAUUUAUUAGUGUUGCACUUAAUAGUAAUUGUAAUUCACAUUAAAAUUACUAUUUACCAGCAUUCAUCAUGCUGUCUGCUAUCUAGCUGAUUCUUUGUUUAAGAAGCAUAAAAAUCAUCACACUGAACUGUUUGGUUAACAUUUUGUUAACGAAGUCUCUGGUCUCCAAACACUUCUCUGUAUCCUACUAAAGUAUUUAAACUUUAACUAAAUUAGAGAAACCAUUCUUUGAACAUACUCUUCACUGUGGUUAAAUUGUGCUAUGUAUGUACUGUAGUAUUGCCAAAAAUAAAUACUAUCAAGAAAAAAAAAGACCAACAUGUUUUAAU